This is a messenger RNA of Acanthosepion pharaonis, 630 nucleotides long. The record is from the annotation of a GenBank genome assembly. Lineage: Eukaryota; Metazoa; Mollusca; Cephalopoda; Sepiida; Sepiidae.
AUGUUGCAGGAACCAACUCUUUGCACAUUCGCUAGCUCAGGUUUUUCAUAUCUACCUAUCUAUCACAGUUUAUUCAUAUCUAUCUAUCUAUCUAUCUAUCUAUCUCUAACAUAUAAUCAUUACUAUCUUUAUAUUUUGUAUGUUCAUAUCUAUCUAUCUAUCUAUCUAUCUAUCUAUCUAUCUAUCUAUCUAUCUAUCACAGUCUGUUCCUAUCCGUCUGUCUAUCUAAAUCUCUCUUUCUCUCUAUUCUGCUCAUAUCUAUCUAUCUUUUUCAGUCUGCUCAUAUCUAUCUAUCUAUCUAUCUAUCUAUCUAUCUAUCUAUCUAUCUAUCUAUCUAUCUCAGUCUGUUCAUUUUCUAUCUAUCUAUCUAUCUAUCUAUCUAUCUAUCUAUCUCAGUCUGUUCAUAUCUAUCUAUCUGUCUAUCUCAGUCUUUUUGUAUCUAUUUAUCUAUCAUUGUUAUUUUUAUUAUUCUUAAAAUCUCUUUUUCUACUACUUAAUGUUUUUUUUACUUAUUAUUUGAACAGCCUUCGUGCCAGCGUCUCAGAUCUCGACCCGCCAUUCGUUGGUGUUCUCUUGCGAAAGUUCCACCUAGGGUGCUCCUUCCCCAAAACUGUUACAUUCCCAGCAUAG